GCCAUCGCCAAAUCGCCAUUUGUAUUUAUUUGGCGGAGUUACGUAGUGUAAAAAAGUGCUGACCAUAAUUCUAUAUUUUGCAAAGUGGGGCCGUUGUGAAGUGAUUUUGAUGUUUGAGAAACGAAAAUUGAGUUUUAUCAUGUAGAUCUAUAGUGAAAUAAGUUUGUAUAUAUUUUCACGGGACCCAUGCAGUCAGUCCAAAGUGAUUGAUGCAUUUCUUGAAACUCGCUAUUCGUGACGAGGACGGCCAGUUUUCUCGAAUUGCCAGAAACUGUAACAUGGAUUAUCACAAAAAGAUGGUAGCAGCACCACCUCAAAAGUGUAAAAAUGAAGAUGAUGAUGAUGACGUGGAAGCUCUGAGAUUUGCAGCUCUCCAGUCGUUACGCACAGCUGCAAAGGACCCGUUGCAAAAUAGACGGCUACAUCCACAUCAGGGACGUAGUCAGUCCUACCAAGGAUCUCAAUCUUCUCGUCCUUACUACAAUAAGUCAAGGCCUGAUCAUUUUUCCCACCGGCAGCCGAGGCAGAAUGGCACAAGAAAUUAUGGCCAAAAAAAUUACCGAAACCCAAACUUGAUAGAAAUAGUUCCGGUUGUAGAGGUACCUGCCACAUCUGCUUCGAAAGAGAACAUUGAUACACAAAAAAGUCAAAGUUCCUCAGAACUCGGACCCGAACAUAUCGCACAUUCUGACGGAUCGAAAUUUGAACGUUAUGAUGACAAUGCAAGUGGUUCAGAGGACGACGACGGUAAAGAGAUCGACGUCAAAGUGGAAGUGAAAACCGAGGAAAAGGAGUUAGCAGAAAAUGAUGAAAUCUUAACCGACAAGGAUAAUGAGAGUGAUGUUGAGGACAGUCCGAAAGUGCGAACCGCCGAAGAGGAGGAGGAAGAUCGACUUCUCAACGACGACGAUGACGAUGUCCUUCUCAUGGCUGACUUGGAAGAAGAAGUCAGUCUUGAUCGUCUGAUGGAUGAGAUGGAACGGGAGAUCAAGGACGACAAAAUAGAUGUCACCGAGAGAAAACCCAUCAGGCGGGAGAAAAUUGAGUUUAAAAAGGUGCGAGAACAAAAGAAGUCAAAGCCCGAGGAAAAGAAGAAGCCCGAGGAAAAGAAAAAGCCGGAGGAUAAAAAAAAACCGGAGGAGAAAAAGAAACCCGAGGAAAAGAAGAAACCAGAGGAAAAGAAGAAAGAGGAGCCAGUCGAGAAGGAGAAAAAUUGUGAAGUCCCCGCAAAACCAGCUCCCGUUGUUGUGAAAUCUGAAAGACCCGUCUCUCCUCGGCCAAAUUUCAGGCGGAGAUCUUUGUCGCCGAAACCCCGACCCUGGAGAAAAGCGUCGCCACGAAGAUCGCCGAGAAGAUCGCCCUCGAGAAUGUUGAAGAAGCCACUGCGAGAAAUGCCCAGGUACAGAUCACCACCGCCGAGAUACUCGCCUCGUUCACCAAGACUCUCUCCUCGUCCGCGUUCGCCCCGAAUGUCGCCCAGAAGGUCGCCAAAUCGAUCGCCAAUGCGACGAUCGCCCCUGCCGCUCAGAAAACUCUCACCCCGAGGAAGAUCCCCGAGAUUGUCGCCGCCACGUCGCUGCUCGCCAAGAAUGAGGUCGAGGUCUCGCUCGAGAUCGAGAUCGCCCCGACUCUUGAGAUCUCCUCCCCGAAGAUUGCGUUCAAGGUCGCCAAGAUACUCACCAAGGUACUCGCCCAGACUGAGGUCCAGGUCGCCACGCUCAAGGAGUCCCCGAUCGCCCCGAAGACGAGUGUCACGCUCGAGAAGUCCCCGAUCGCGUCUAUCGCCGCGGCUCAGAUCGCCGAGAAUCUCGCCGAGGAGAGUAGUUUCGCCGCGUUAUCGUUCGCCCCGAGCAUCGCCGCGAAGAUCGCCCUGGUCAUCGCCGAGGCGAUCACCUCGAGCAUCGCCAAAGCGAGCCUGGUCUCCGCGAUGGUCGCCAAAAGACGGAGCGAGAAAACGUGCCAAGUCGAUCACUCCCGAGAAGCGGAGGAGCACUUCGCCGCAGAAUCUUUUGACACUGCGGAAGAGCAAGUCGCCGGAAGUGAAGGCCAAGCCGAAGAUUGUUGUCAGUGAGAAGCCUCAGGAGGCAGCAGCAGCAGCAGCGAAGGAGCCAGAACCCAAUCCAGAUCCCAUUCUGGAAGCAAGAAGACGCAAGUUUGAAUCUCAAACGCCGAUUGAUCCGAUCAAUGCGAAUAAAAAGAUCAAGUUGAGCAAUAAGAAGGAGGAGUCGAAGAAGCCGGAAAUAGUGAAAUUGGAGAUUCGGAAGGAAGUGAAGGCGGAGUUGAAAAAGCCGGAAGUUCCUCCGGUGGAGAAGGAGUCGGAGCUGAUGAAAGGUAGAAAAGUGGACAGUGGACCGGAAUACAUUGAAGAAGAUGAUGAUGAUGAGGAUGGUGAUGACUUGGGUCUAGACGCAUCUUAUGAGUUUGGUGAGUUGGAGGACGAGAUGGGGGAGGAGGAGGAGCAGCAGAAGCAGCCGGAAAUUGAGACAAUUUCAUCAACAGAUGUCUCGUUUGAGGAGCAGCCGGUGACUUUGAGCCAGGAGAAGCAGAAGAGGAAGAAGAAGAAGGAUAAGGAGAUUUAUCAGGUGGGAAGGUUGAAGGGGAGUGAGGUGGUGGCGCCACUUGUUGCCGAGAGAAUUGUCAAGGAGAAGAAGUGCAAGAAGAGGAAAGUGGAGAAGAAGACGGUGCUGCUGGUGGAGGGAUCGAGUGAGGCUGAAACUUUUGUUGAAGACUCGACGGCUGCGGGUGUUGGUGCGGGUUCUGCUGGACCUGCUGCUGCUGAUGAAGAGGGUGAUUUGCGAGCUGAACUUAGCCGAAGACGAGCCGAGAGAUUGAAUAGAACUGUUCCAAUGCAAUCUGCCAGGCUGUUACAAUCAGCAUUUAAAGGAGUUGUUAAUGAGGUUGCAAAGAAUAACGCAAAAGUAAAUCAAAGGCACGUGAUAAAAGGAGAUGAAAAACCAGGUCAAAAAGAAGUGAGGCGAGUAACUGUGUUGCAUCGUACGCUAACUGAUUUUCAUGACUCUGAAGAAGAGACGCCAGCUCUCGAGCCUAAAGUUCCUGUUCGAUUGAGAUUAGGAAUCAACAAAACAAUUCAAGAAACGAGAGAGACAAAGGUCUCAAGGAAGUCAUCAAAAAGGCAGGGUCGCAAGCGAUUUACGAUUCGUAGUUGAUGCGCUUCAAGAUUUUGAAAGAUUUUCAUCAAUAAUAUUGAAUAUAUGCGCUUUUAAUCGAGCUGUUGAUCUCCGUACGACCAACGCCAUUUGAAAAUUUGUUUUACGUCUACACAUUUUCGUUGGAAAUACCUAUUUUACUUUGUAUUUAAUCUCGUAAUACGGUUUAAGUAUUACGAAACUUUCAUAUGAUAUUUUUCUUAUAGUCGAAACAUUUUUUCUUUUUCUGUUAGGGCGUCGCCAAUUGUUCGAAAAAGUCUCUUUGAAUAACAUAAAUCUUUAUAUUAAGAUUAAAGAGUGUUUGUGUACAUAAAUCAAUUUUUUUCUU
Molecule: messenger RNA, 3495 nt
Organism: Belonocnema kinseyi
Lineage: Eukaryota; Metazoa; Arthropoda; Insecta; Hymenoptera; Cynipidae
Product: muscle M-line assembly protein unc-89-like
Exons: 9
Coding region: 210-3167 (985 amino acids)
Source: RefSeq, a predicted model, not a curated record